This is a messenger RNA of Aspergillus wentii DTO 134E9, 522 nucleotides long. RefSeq lists its product as uncharacterized. NCBI's taxonomy places the organism in Eukaryota, Fungi, Ascomycota, Eurotiomycetes, Eurotiales, Aspergillaceae. The transcript is spliced from 2 exons. The record is from RefSeq and is a predicted model, not a curated record. The coding region runs from base 1 to 522 and encodes 173 amino acids. Gene Ontology annotation, molecular function: RNA binding; RNA nuclease activity.
AUGCGUUUUAUCCAGAGCCUCCUCACUCUUUCACUUGUUGCAGCUCCUGCCUUUGCAGCUCCAAUUACUGAGUCAGACAACCCCAUCUCCUCCACCGAUGAAACCAAACCUACAAAGGUUCUCAGUCCCCGCGCUCCCUUCGUGACCUGCACUCCCAAGAAGAACGAAACCAAGACCAAAUUCAUAGUCGACGUCGCCGUCGCCGAACGAGAAAUGAAAGAGGCCGGCUUGGUUACGGACAAGAGUGGUGAUCCUCACCACUACGGAAAUUUCGACGGGUUCCACUGGGGAGUCCAUGAAUGUGACGACAAGAAACACCAACUCUGGGAGUUCCCCAUUUUCUGGGUCGGAUCCAAACACAGGUGGCAGAAGAACCAAAAGACCUUUAUGCAAGCGGAAAAGACUCCCAUCCGCGUUGUUUAUGCUGAUGUCAACAACACUCCGCACUAUUGCGGCAUUAUGAUCCAUGAGACGGUCAAGAGUAAUUACCAGGGCACGGACCACUUCGAAAAGUGCGAGUAG